Messenger RNA from Branchiostoma belcheri (Belcher's lancelet), 1207 nucleotides. Its product is annotated as YTH domain-containing family protein 3-like. Lineage: Eukaryota; Metazoa; Chordata; Leptocardii; Amphioxiformes; Branchiostomatidae. The record is from RefSeq and is a predicted model, not a curated record.
GCGAGGUCAGGCCAGCGUCACGUGACGUGGGAGCGGGAGCGAGGCACAUGUCUGGUCCGCCAUUGUUCUGUGAUCCACUCCCUUCGUAACACUUCCCCUUUCCCAGGAUUUUCCGACGCUCCAACGCCGCUAGCCCACCGCAGGACACUUCUUUACAGACUAGAGACUUUUUCUGUUGGGAAACUUGGAGGAUUCAGGGGGAUUUAGACGGCGUUUUCGUACGAUGUCUGCCAGCGUCGAUCAGAGGCCCAAAUCACAAGGAAAUAAAGUUGCACAGAAUGGACCCGUGAAUCCGAAGGAGAGUGGCAAAGGCGAGGAAUUCGAGCCUUACCUUCACAACAACCAAACUGGACAGGCCUACGCAGGAUCCACGCCGAUGGCUCACGGCACCUCGAUGUCGGACCCGUACAUGCCCAGCUACUACCCCUCCAUGUCCUUCCCGUACCUCAGCAGUACGGAGUGGUCCACGGGAGACCCCAUGUCCUUCGGCUGGCCCAACGGUGGAGACCAGCAGCACUACGGACAGGACGCCAUGUUCCCGCCGACUGGGAAUGCCCUGGGGAGCACGCCGCCGUACUUUAACCAGACUGGGUUCAGCUUCUUUCCCCAACCGGUUGGUGGGACGGACUGGGGCAGCUCCGGGUGGCCCCAGGGAUCGGGACAGAACCAAAGUGCCAGCGGGGGUGGCAGCCAGGCCCAGACUGCGUAUGACUAUUACCAACCCCCCGUGUCCAGUUACAAUGGACCCAACCCCUACCAGAGUAACGGACCAACGGACGUACCAACUAACAAGGCUCCCGGACACGGCAUGAAGUCGGUAGACAAGGCUGACUGGACUUACCUCGGAGGCUCAGACAAGGCACAAUCAGGCUCCGCAGGGAGUCAGAACGGGAAUAAGGCUGGACACGGGGAUGCUACGGCCGCUAGCUCGGCCGCCAAGACCAACGGGACGUCAGCUACCACCACCACGGCGCCGUCUAAACCGGUCUCGUGGGCCUCCAUCGCGAGCAAGCCCGCCAUCCCGCAGCCGAAAGCGAAACCUAAGACUGCGGGCGGGACGUCCGGGGCGGUCAUGCCGCCUCCGCCCAUCAAACACAACAUGGACAUUGGAACCUGGGACGGCAAAAAUGUUCCAAAGAAGCCCCCACCCCCUCAGCAGGCACCCCCGCCCCCUCCGGAGAGGAAGCACCGGGGCAACCACCAAUAG